Molecule: messenger RNA, 1873 nt
Organism: Seminavis robusta
Lineage: Eukaryota; Bacillariophyta; Bacillariophyceae; Naviculales; Naviculaceae
Source: the annotation of a GenBank genome assembly
ACCUCAAGGAUCCAUCCAAAGAUGAAUCGAAUCGAAUCGAAUCUGCAACAGACACAACCUGGAUGAUUGGGUGGUAGCCGCAGGAAAGAUAGACUCUUCACUCACUUUGAUUUAUUCCAGCACCAUGAAAUUGCCUUUAUCGUCGUGGUGGCUUUUGGCGUUGUCCUGCUCUGCUUUGCCAGCUGGGGUAGCUUUUUUGGUUUCUACCCCCACAUCGAGCACUAUUACCACCACUACACAACUGUACUCGAUCCCCGACCCCUUGGAUACCCUCACAUCAGGCUUGGCCAGCAUUUGUCGUCUUCCACAUGGCGUGACGGCAGUAGAAACACCACCUACCCCCGAUGGCCAAUUGGAUUUGUUGCCACGCUUUGCACAGUUGUGGGAUGUCGAAAAUUCUGCCGAUUGUCGGGCGGUACGAGAGUUGUUGACUGAACUCGAUGUAGUGGUAGACCUGGUCAUUCCGGCAGCACCCAAUUCACGGGUCUUUGUCGACCCCGACUAUGACUAUGCAUUAUCUCCUGGAACACCUGUGCCUCGGUUGGGCGUGGAGGAAUCCAAUGGUGAUGAACUCAUUUUGAGUGGCGCGGAUCAAGUUGUGGCGUAUUUGGAGAGUCUCAAGCAACAACAAGCAGAAAUGGCAAAGGCCACAGCAGCUACCAAUGAUGAAGAGGACGAAGACAAUGCCAAGCCAGAGGUGGAAGAAGCACUCGAAGUGGCUAAAAACGUCUGGAACAAGGUCGGGAAUAAUUUGGCAACUGCAUUGAGAUUGGGCAGAGGUUCACAGGUUUCUCCGGCUGCUACAUUUACCAUACCGGUUCCUGUUCGUCGACCCCCGAAACCCCUCGUGUUGUAUUCCUACGAGGGCAAUCAAUUUUGUCGAUUGGUACGGGAAGUUUUGACAGAGCUGGAUAUUGUCUACGAAUUGCGUUCGGCAGGAAAGGAAUCCCCGCGACGAUCCGAAUUGGCCUACAUUACCGGUGGAUCAAGUCAAUGCCCCUAUUUGCUGGAUCCCAAUACUGGAAGUGACAUGGCGGAAUCCGCAGAUAUCAUCGCCUAUUUGUACAAAAACUAUGCUCGAUGGACGCCGCCCAAUGAACUACUGGAAUGGGCAUCUGACAUUGUCAUUCCGCUGUUCCGACCGCUCUUCCAAGGAUUAGCACCCCUGCAGGCAGGAUCCAAUAAAGAAGACAAGGCAUCCUUUGAAGAAGACAUUCGUAAAGCCGAACGAGCCAUUGAGGCUACGAUUCAACAGCAUCCAGUCGUCGUCUAUACGUACGAAUGGAGUCCCUUUUGUACCGAAGCCACGAGCGUAUUGGAUCGACUGGAGAUUCCCUACCAUCAAGUGAGCUUGGGCAAGGAAUGGAUUCCCGGACUGAUCACGGAAGAAGGAGCUCAACUUCGAGCAGCAUUGCUGGAAACUGCUGGACAAUCAUCGCUGCCUCAUAUCUUUGUGGGCGGCAAAAGCAUUGGUGGCUUGUUCAGUGGAACUCCUGGGCUGAUUCCGUCGUUGGAGGCUGGAAAACUUGAUGCCAUGGUGGAAUCGGCGACAGAAAUGCUGGAAAAGCGAAAACAAUACCAAAAAGAAAGCCCCGUGGGUGGCAGUGGCGGAGCUUUUGAAUAGAGAUCCAGUGAAAGUAAUAAAAAGCAAAGCUGGUGUCUAGCUAGCUAGUAGACUGCCUUAGAUUCAGCACACGUUUUUAGACCGUGCAGAGCAAAAGUUGACGAGACGAAAAGGAUAUCAUAUUUUGACAAUGCGAGUCUCCUUGGUUGGAGGGCUUUCCAGCCCUUCGAGGUGUACCGGAACCCCAAACAAAACUCCCCCGAAACAUUCAUCAUUUGCUGCACAAAGGCAGGACUAACCAUCAGCCAG